Molecule: messenger RNA, 1328 nt
Organism: Dicrocoelium dendriticum
Lineage: Eukaryota; Metazoa; Platyhelminthes; Trematoda; Plagiorchiida; Dicrocoeliidae
Source: the annotation of a GenBank genome assembly
AUUCGGGGUCAAUAUGAAGCGUCUAUACCUUAUCAUCGGCAGCGGUUGUGAGUGCGGACAAGGGCUACUCAUAUUUCUGGUAGAUGACGCCUUUAACAUUCACAACAAGCUGAUCCUAUUGACCCGUCAUGAAACUUGCAGUUCGCAGUUGUCUAGACGAGUUAUUCAAACCGAACCACUUCCGACAUGUUCACUGCAAGAAGAAAGCAUGUUCGUCAAUACGUUUAAAUCCAGCAGCUACUGGUUCCCCCAAGAUUCAGUUUACCCUUUCAGAUUGACUAGCCCUUUGUCGAUAGACAAAGCGGUAAUGGUCAUGGAAGCAGAAAGACCCGUCGACGCCAAAUCAAGCACACAAGACUUACCUGAAACCGAGGAGGUUCGUGAGGUUGGUACUCAAGUAGAACCAUCAAAUGACUCGCUCGAAAAAGCCGGAGAAACGUACUGCGAAAAUUCAUGUGACUCGGAAUUGGAGAGCAUUUUCGAAACUGUCACCGCUUCAGCCGUUGUACAAUGUGGUGAGAGUAUGUUAUCAAGGAGCAUCUAUAACAGUACAGCUGCAGAACAAGACACAGUUAGCGAAGUGGAUAGGUCAUCUGGACAACCAUUAUACGCUAAUACAGAGCAAUUGGCCAAUGCAGCUUUCUGUAGUAGUGAUCCCUCAGAAACUGCCACGCAAAGAAAUGGAAGAACAAAAAAUAGAAACGUGGUUAGUGGACCAAAAAAAGCACUGGAACAUCAACUACAAAUUUCGUGUUCAGAGGAUGAUCGUAAAGAAAUGGAAAUGUGGAGAACCCGUUAUCCUUUUGAGCCCAUUGAAGAAACAGAGGAACUGCUGUCAAAAAGUGAUUCAACCUCCACUUUGAAAGAAAAUGAAGAUACGACGCAUCUCGUGACAUCAUCGACUCCAGGUGAUGAAGCUACGUUAGAAGAUGAAUUGUUCCACUUCAAAGGUCCAAGUAUAGAAACAGAUGUUCAACCUGACUGCAAAAAGGACAAUCUAAAUGUUUUAAAUGUUCGAGCAAAAAGUAGGCGUCCGCGAAGUUUUCUAAGCCGAUCAGCCACAUGGGAUGGGUGGAUGCUAGAAGAGGCAGCGGCCAAAAUGCUCUGCAAAAGGAAACAAGAUGUUGCGGUGCAAACGGACUCUGAUGAUGAGACUGCUGGAAAUGGUUCUGAUAUCGUUAUUCGAACGGUGUUAUAACUCAUGAAUGGGGUUUCAUUUUCAUCCAUUGUCAUCACCUUAACGUAACUGUGACAAUUCCUGGUGAGAACUCGUUACCAUAUCACUGUUUAGUAACCCUUAUUUUGAGGUCACAGACGAAUUCUAAACA